UCGGAGAGCAUUUCCGGUGUUAGAAGUGCUAGUUGGCCUUGGAGAGGCGGGUUGGGAAGAGUGGAGGCUGUGUUGCACAGACUCUGGAACCAUGAACAUAUUUGAUCGAAAGAUCAACUUUGAUGUGCUUUUAAAAUUUUCUCAUAUAACCCCCUCAACACAGCAGCACCUGAAGAAGGUCUACGCAAGUUUUGCCCUUUAUAUGUUUGUGGCGGCUGCGGGGGCCUAUGUCCAUGUGAUCACUCAUUUCAUUCAGGCUGGCCUGCUGUCUGCUUUGGGCUCCCUGAUAUUGAUGAUUUGGCUGAUGGCAACACCUCACAGCCAUGAAACUGAGCAAAAAAGACUGGGACUUCUUGCUGGAUUUGCUUUCCUUACAGGAGUUGUCCUGGGCCCUGCCCUGGAGUUUUGCAUUGCCAUCAACCCCAGCAUCCUUCCCACCGCUUUCAUGGGCACAGCAAUGAUCUUCACCUGCUUUACCCUGAGUGCACUCUAUGCCAAGCGUCGUAGCUACCUCUUUCUGGGAGGUAUCUUGAUGUCAGCCCUGAGCCUAUUGCUUUUGUCUUCCCUGGGGAAUGUUUUCUUUGGAUCCAUUUGGCUUUUCCAAGCAAACCUAUAUGUGGGACUGGUGGUCAUGUGUGGCUUUGUCCUUUUUGAUACUCAACUCAUUAUUGAAAAGGCUGAAAAUGGAGAUCAAGAUUAUAUCUGGCACUGCAUUGAUCUCUUCUUAGAUUUCAUUACUCUCUUCAGAAAACUCACGAUGAUCCUGGCCAUGAACGAAAAGGAUAAGAAGAAAGAGAAGAAAUGAAGUGACCAUCCAGCCUUUCUGAAUUUGACUUACUCUCCUUCCACCCCUCAUUUCCUUUUCACACACAUUACAGGUGGUGUGUUCUGUGAUAAUGAAAAGCAUCAGAAAAAAAAAAAAAAAA
Messenger RNA from Callithrix jacchus (white-tufted-ear marmoset), 926 nucleotides. NCBI's taxonomy places the organism in Eukaryota, Metazoa, Chordata, Mammalia, Primates, Cebidae. The record is from RefSeq and is a predicted model, not a curated record.